AUGUGGGGGUAUAGAAUGGUAAUACCUUCAUAUUUACGUCCAAUUAUUUUAAAACAACUACACAGCAGCCACAUGGGUAUUGUGAAAACUAAGGGGCUGGCACGGAGUUAUGUGUGGUGGCCGAACAUCGAUGCGGAUGUGGAAGCGCUAUGCCGAAGCUGCGAGACCUGCGCCUCUGAGGCGGACGCCCCGCCGCGCGCGCCUCCUAACCCCUGGCCCUACUUGCCUCCCUGGUCUAGAGUUCACAUAGACUUCCUAGGACCGUAUAAAGGUAAAACUUAUUUAGUUUUAAUAGAUUCGAGCUCGAAAUGGCUUGAAAUUAUUGAAGUAGCGCGAACGAAUGCGACUUCCAUUGUUAAGGUGCUGAGGUCAAUAUUUGCAAGAUUCGGUUUGCCCUUAGAACUAGUGUCUGACUAG
This is a messenger RNA of Parnassius mnemosyne (clouded apollo), 417 nucleotides long. The record is from the annotation of a GenBank genome assembly. NCBI's taxonomy places the organism in Eukaryota, Metazoa, Arthropoda, Insecta, Lepidoptera, Papilionidae.